CUGCCUCCGACUCCCCACUGGACUGCAUGGCGACGGCGUGUGGUGGGGCAGUCAGCUAAGCCAUUUGCCUAAGGGGCUGUCGGGCAUCUGCGUGCUGGGGACCGACAGUGUGGGUGUGUUAGGAGGAUCUGUAUGGAGCACAUUGCUGCCUCUGGCUAGGACAGGGUGGAAAGGGUGGCGUGGCUACAGCCUGACCCAUGGGCACCGUCCUACCCUUUGUUCUGUGCUUCCGAGUGUCAGUCAUGUGCUGGGGUCUGUGGGCCCAUGACUCAGACGGUGAGCUCUGACCUUCCUGAGCCAGGGCUUUGCUGUAGUUGUGCCUGGCUCAGGAGCUCUAGGACAAGGGGACCGCUCCAGGUCUGCAUCUACGGUGUGGCAGGGCCCCUCGGCACUCUUGUGCACUAGUGUCAUCUUUCCCAUUGAAAUGACUGUGAGGACCAGAAUGUGCACAUGCAGAUGGGCAGCUACUUGUCUGCCUUGGCCCUUUAUUACACAACUUGCUGGGGGUGGAGAUGCCACCCCCCGGCAGUCAGAGCCCCUUUAUGAUGUCAUGGGGCUGGUUACAUGACUGCCAAGGGGUGCUGCUGGCCACACUGCACUAGCAAGUUUGCCAGAUGGAGGACAAGCGAUCAUUGAGUAUGGCUCGCUGUGAAGAAAGAAAUUCGAGGGGACAGGAUCAUGGCUUGGAAAGGGUGCCUUUCCCUCCCCAGUUGCAGUCAGAGACCUACCUUCACCCAGCAGAUCCUUCCCCUGCCUGGGACGACCCGGGGUCCACUGGGAGCCCUAACUUGAGGCUGCUGACAGAAGAAAUCGCUUUCCAACCUCUGGCCGAGGAAGCUUCGUUCAGAAGGCCGCACCCUGACGGUGACGUCCCGCCCCAGGGAGAAGAUAAUCUCCUCUCCCUCCCCUUUCCACAGAAACUGUGGAGACUGGUCAGCAGCAACCAGUUUUCGUCCAUCUGGUGGGAUGACAGUGGGGCUUGUAGAGUGAUCAAUCAAAAACUCUUUGAAAAGGAGAUUCUCAAAAGGGACGUCGCACACAAAGUGUUUGCCACAACUUCGAUAAAGAGCUUCUUCCGCCAGCUAAACUUGUAUGGCUUCCGAAAACGGCGUCAAUGCACUUUCAGGACCUUCACCCGCAUUUUCUCCGCAAAAAGGCUGGUCUCCAUCUUGAAUAAGUUAGAGUUCUACUGCCAUCCUUACUUUCAAAGAGACUCCCCUCACCUCCUCGUGAGGAUGAAGAGAAGAGUGGGUGUCAAGUCUGCACCAAGACAUCAGGAGGAGGACAAGCCAGAAGCUGCUGGAUCCUGUCUGGCACCAGCAGACACUGAGCAACAAGAUCACACGUCUCCGAAUGAGAAUGACCAGGUCACACCGCAACACCGGGAACCGGCCGGUCCCAACACCCAAAUCAGGAGUGGCUCUGCUCCACCAGCAACUCCUGUGAUGGUGCCUGAUUCCGCCGUGGCGAGUGACAACAGUCCAGUGACCCAGCCGGCCGGCGAGUGGUCAGAGGGCAGCCAGGCUCACGUCACUCCGGUGGCCGCUGUCCCUGGGCCUGCAGCGCUGCCCUUCCUCUAUGUCCCUGGAUCUCCCACUCAGAUGAAUUCUUACGGGCCUGUGGUGGCCCUUCCCACAGCGUCCCGUAGUACCCUUGCCAUGGACACCACAGGACUUCCUGCACCUGGCAUGCUGCCCUUUUGCCAUCUCUGGGUACCGGUGACCCUAGUGGCUGCUGGGGCUGCACAGCCUGCUGCCUCCAUGGUCAUGUUCCCCCAUCUCCCAGCUCUGCACCACCAUUGCCCCCACAGCCACCGCACGUCACAGUACAUGCCAGCUAGCGAUGGGCCCCAGGCGUACCCAGACUACGCAGACCAGAGCACAUAGAGGGCAGCAUUUGGGCAGAAUAUGUGCUGGUCAAUAAAUGUGUCAGAAAAUGAGUAAUUUUCUGACUGCACAAAAAAGUC
This is a messenger RNA of Homo sapiens (human), 1966 nucleotides long. RefSeq names its product heat shock transcription factor family, X-linked 2 (gene HSFX2). Gene Ontology annotation, molecular function: DNA-binding transcription factor activity; sequence-specific DNA binding. The coding region runs from base 615 to 1886 and encodes 423 amino acids. Gene Ontology annotation, biological process: regulation of DNA-templated transcription. NCBI's taxonomy places the organism in Eukaryota, Metazoa, Chordata, Mammalia, Primates, Hominidae. Gene Ontology annotation, cellular component: cytosol; nucleus; cytoplasm. The transcript is spliced from 2 exons. The record is from RefSeq and is marked validated.